Messenger RNA from Laetiporus sulphureus 93-53, 522 nucleotides. RefSeq lists its product as uncharacterized. Bases 1 to 522 code for a protein of 173 amino acids. The transcript is spliced from 2 exons. NCBI's taxonomy places the organism in Eukaryota, Fungi, Basidiomycota, Agaricomycetes, Polyporales, Laetiporaceae. The record is from RefSeq and is a predicted model, not a curated record.
AUGCCGAAACUGCCUAAUCUCCUUACUAUACCUGGUGGUCAAAAGAUCCGUGCCCGAGAAGACACGGAAAGUGAUGAUGAACCUGACAAUAAGGGAGGAAAGAUGACGGAGGAAGAAGAAGAAGAGUGGAAGGAAAAGAUCUACUGGGAUCACAAAAUGAUACGAUGGUACAAACGCAAGUUCCAAGCCCAUGUCGUACUUCACGCACGCCUCGAUACUCAGAUCGGCCUAGAAAUAGGGCUGCCCAAAAAGUUCGACAUCUCACGUAACCAUCUAUUUGUAUACCCCGUCAACGCUCAGUGGAUAGUAGAAGAAGGAAAGGUCCAGUGCCCAGAGCACACCCACGGCUAUUAUUAUCUCGACGAUGCACCAAUACCCUGGCAAUGUAUGCAUUUCAAGGAUACCCCGGUGACGGAAGAGGACAUCUCCAACUAUACCACAUAUGACCCGGAGCGUACUCGGACACUGAUACCCAAGACCAAAUGGGACCUACAAGCCGUACACCCACGCAUCUACGACUAG